Molecule: messenger RNA, 863 nt
Organism: Trichophyton rubrum CBS 118892
Lineage: Eukaryota; Fungi; Ascomycota; Eurotiomycetes; Onygenales; Arthrodermataceae
Exons: 2
Coding region: 1-435 (144 amino acids)
Source: RefSeq, a predicted model, not a curated record
AUGUCCAAUCAGCUCCAGUCAGGGCACUUUUUCGCUGUUGUCCCUCUCCGGAGUACCUGGAAUCAGAAGCUUGAAACGCGAGAUGAAGUGGAACAUGAGGGAUGGUUUUUACCUGCCUGCGAAGAGGAGGAUGUCUCUUCCUUAGCCACUCAGGAUGGACAUAUCAAUUUUGAUAUACGGAUCAUCGAUGAGAAAAAGAGUGUUGUCCAACCUCCAGCCGUGGCACCCACAGGAGACCCAUCUAUGGAUCGUCUCCCAACUCGUCCACCACAUCUUUCGGAUUUCACUCCACUCUUGCUGUUUGACGUCACUCCUUGCCGCCCGUCAAGGAUCCGCGGUCUCAACCUCUUUUCCCCAUAUUUGGUGUCCUCCGUCCCGCUGGUCUCCUGGGUUGGAUACGGUACCUCGUACGCGGACUUUAUCGCGCUCUCUUAGUGGCGAAAAUCGCUCUUCUUUUCCCCUAAAUAAUAACCAGGUCAGCUUCGUCUCACACGAUUCUCUCAUCCUUGUGUGUUUGAUUUAGACAGAUAUCCAGGAGAUAUAUUUCCACCACAUAGGGUGCUGGCCUCCCCAAGAAUAGAUCUCUUACCGCGCUUAUGGCUCCUUGAUCCAGGGGCUGCCUUUCAUUCACUCUUCUUGUCUUUCUGUCUUUCCUUCUUCUCUCCUGGAUCUUCCUUUUCUUCCGCCUUUGGAAGAUUUACAAGAACUAUAUCCUUAGUGAUCGACUGGCAUCGGUUUAGCCUUCCACUCAUUGUGCAUCGUGUCUUUUUCAUAUAGAUAGCCGGGUUCCACCGCGGUUACAUAUAUGCUUCAAUCCAUAUAUGUACGCUGACCCCUUGGAGGCCCUUUUGCUCUUGUGCCCC